ACGUCAUCUGUGAUGCGUUUAUUGUAACAAUAGUUAACGUGUCAUCUUAAUUUAAAUAAAAUGUUUUUAUGGCAAGUCUUAAUCUUUUUGCAAUAAUUUACUUAAACCGGUUGACCUCAAAACAGAGUUGAUUCACCUUUGCCUCUUUCUCUUAUCACAAAGAGAUAAAAUUCGGAUAAAUUACAACAAACGUAGUGUGCGGUGUAUUUUUCGAAAAUGUGUUAAUUGGCUUAGCGGGAAAUUUGAAAAUUUAUAAUUAGUGCUAGAGAAAAAAACAACGUCAAUUAUUUAAAUGACUGGACAUUUCAUUACUCAAUACGACCAUCACUUUCGUUGAUAAGCGUUCCCAAGUUGUAUUAUUAUCAGUUGAAAUUUAAAACAAUUAAAAACAUGUUGCUGUCAAGGGAAUUUUGUACUUUUUUUAAAAAUGUGACCAGUUCAACUAAACUAAUCAAUUUGAAGAAAUUUCACACAAGUUUAAGUUAUGCGGCACAAGUCUCUUUCAAAUUAUCUGACAUUGGAGAAGGCAUAAGGGAAGUAACAGUCAAAGAGUGGUUUGUUAAAGUCGGCGAUAAAGUCUCCCAAUUUGAUGAAAUUUGUGAAGUACAGAGUGACAAAGCUUCCGUCACAAUCACAAGCAGAUAUGAUGGAAUUAUUAAGAAAUUGCAUUACAAAAUCGAUGAGAUUGCAUCAGUUGGAAAACCUUUGGUGGACAUUGAAACAGAAGGGUCUGAAACAAGCGAAACCCCAACCGAACAGGUGCAAACACCCGAAGAAGAGAAACCACCAAUUGAAGAAAUUAAAAUAAGUGAUGUUAAACCAACUUCGGAAAUUUUAUGCAUCCCAUCAGUUAGAAGACUUGCCAAAGAACACAAGGUGGACUUAUCGGAGGUCAAAGGAACCGGAAAAUCCGGUCGAAUUCUCAAAGAAGACGUUUUGAAAUAUUUACAAGCCGGUCCCGAGCCGACCAAGGUUCCCACAAGGUCCUCGCAGGACAGGACCGAGCCCAUUAAAGGUUUCCAAAAGGCCAUGGUUAAAACAAUGAGCGACGCUUUGAAAAUCCCCCACUUUGUCUACAGUGACGAAAUCGCAAUAACGCAACUUUCGCAACUAAGACAAACUCUGAAAAAACUUCCAGAAACGCAAGACUUGAAACUUUCUUUCAUGCCGUUUUUUAUCAAAGCGGCGUCCAAUGCUUUGCUGCGUUUCCCAGCUUUGAAUUCAACGUUGGAUGAAAACUGUGAAAAUGUUACUUAUAAAAGUGAGCAUAAUAUAGGAAUCGCCAUGGAUACGAAAAUCGGAUUAGCCGUUCCGGUGAUAAAAAAUGUCGAAAAACUUAGUAUUAUUGAAAUUAGUAACGAAUUGAAUCGACUUAUCAAAUCAGGUCGGAGCGGUAAUUUCUCACCUCAGGACUUGUCAGGGGGGACAUUUUCAAUAUCGAAUAUUGGGGCUAUCGGUGGUACUUACAUGAAACCGGUUAUUAUGCCACCGCAAGUGGCCAUUAUUGCAAUCGGGGCUUCCCAGGUACUUCCCCGAUUUGACGACUCGAAAAAUAUCGUUUCCGUCGAAGUGCUAAAUUUGAGUGGGGCUGCGGACCACCGGAUAAUAGACGGCGCUACAAUGGCCCGUUUUGUUCAAACUUUGAAACGACAAAUCGAAAAUCCUUAUCUCUUGUUCCUGAAUUUGUGAUCUGAUAAAUAAAACUCUUUUUG
Messenger RNA from Tribolium madens (black flour beetle), 1712 nucleotides. It is a transcript of the gene Dbct, whose product is annotated as lipoamide acyltransferase component of branched-chain alpha-keto acid dehydrogenase complex, mitochondrial. The coding region runs from base 391 to 1689 and encodes 432 amino acids. The transcript has 5 exons. NCBI's taxonomy places the organism in Eukaryota, Metazoa, Arthropoda, Insecta, Coleoptera, Tenebrionidae. Gene Ontology annotation, molecular function: lipoic acid binding; acetyltransferase activity. The record is from RefSeq and is a predicted model, not a curated record. Gene Ontology annotation, cellular component: cytoplasm; mitochondrion.